Messenger RNA from Portunus trituberculatus (swimming crab), 3792 nucleotides. RefSeq names its product BRCA2-interacting transcriptional repressor EMSY-like. NCBI's taxonomy places the organism in Eukaryota, Metazoa, Arthropoda, Malacostraca, Decapoda, Portunidae. Gene Ontology annotation, cellular component: nucleoplasm. Gene Ontology annotation, biological process: regulation of DNA-templated transcription. The transcript is spliced from 20 exons. The record is from RefSeq and is a predicted model, not a curated record. The coding region runs from base 112 to 3432 and encodes 1106 amino acids.
AAUAGUGAAGUGUCGGUAGUGGGCGAGGGCGAAGGCGGCGGCGUCCCUCGGUGGUUUGGGAGCCAAGGCGCGUCAGGGGUGUGGUGGGCAGGACUACACACCACCUCUAGGAUGCCUCACGCCCACCACCCUUGCCCUGAAAUAAUGGAGGCUGGGUAUAAGCUGCCCAACAAGUGGCCUAAGCUGCUGGACAUGACCAAGGAUGAGUGUCGUGAGGCUCUCCGUGCCCUGGAGUUGACAACAUACAGUCAGGUGGUGUCUGUACUGCGAGCACAAGGAGAACUGACAAAGGAGAAAAAGAAGCUACUUAGUGACCUGCAAACCAUGUUUUCCAUUUCCCUUGAGAGACACAGAGCAGAAAUAAGAAGAGCAGUUAAUGAUGAAAAGCUCACCACCAUAGCAGACACCUUGGCUGGACCUAACACUGGGGUGGAGUGGGCAGUGGAGGGGCGGCGGCUGGUACCCCUCAUGCCACGUGUCCCUCCACAGACAGCAUACACAGCCCUGGCAACACGUAUGGCUCUCCUCUACUAUGGAAUGAAUGCCAAGAUGCCUCACCCAUCUGCCACAGCACAUUAUGGAAAGAUGGACGACCUUGGUGCUGAAUCUGGGGACACAGACUCUGAGGAGGAGACAGAGGGUCUGCGGUUCAUGCCUGGAGCAAUGGUGCCACCACAGUACAAUGCUGACCAGGGAUCCUACACCACCCUACCAUUCUCACAGGCUCGACUCUCCAAGUUACCUCCGAAAGAGAAUCGUGAAGUCCCAACAACCACCUCAGGAGGAAGUGGAGGGUCAGCUGGUGUUGGUGGGGGUGGUGGAGCAGGUGGUGGUACUGCUACUGGUGGUGGUGCUGGUGGUGGAGGUAGUGACAAGAGGAAAAGAAAGAGAUCUUCAUCAGAGCAUCCUCUUCCUCCCCCACCUCCUCCUCCCCCUCCUCCUCCUACUCCACCAACCCCUCCCACCAGAGACCUUCCUUCAUCUCCUGGAACUCCCAACAAACAAGUGACAGGAAUUGGCCGACCACUGCCUGGCCCUCCCAUGAAGAUAACAGUAACAGGCAACAUUACCCGCGGCACCUCAGGCACACCGGUCUCCACGCUUGGCAGCCACACACAAAAGGUCAUCCUUGUGUCCACCUCAGGAGCAAGUGGUGUGGGUGGAGGAGUGUACCAGAGAUCCCUCAGCGUUCCAGUGAUGAAGGGAGGGACAGGCACGGUCCCCACAGUGAUGCGAGGGGUGUCAGCCUCCAGUAACACAACCCCACCCAGCCAAAUACAGACAGGGAGUACUGUGGGUUCAGGAAACAUGAUUGUGCCCCCCACCUAUUCUAGCAGUGGCCUCCAUGGUGCUGCUGCAAUGUCUCCUGCAGGUACCUAUGCCAAUCGGACGAGACCUCGCGUUCCCUCUGGCACGCUGCCUUCCAGACCACGUGAGAGAUCAAAGUCACUUGUUCUCCAGACAGACUCUACAGGAAGAGGUGCUGAAGCAAGUGGUGGCAGCAGCUGCAGUAGUGUGUCUUCAGGCAGCCAUGCGAGUCCCAUGUCAUCCUUCCCUGGGGGUCCAUCUGCUGUAGUGGGAGCAGCAUCAGGGUCUCCCAGUAUGUCUUCAGGGCAUUUGAUGACUCACCAGACUAUACAGGUCAGACCAAGUGCCACCAUUAAUCCUGGGAAGACAGCAAUUCAAAUUCGUCAGGAAGGAGGUGCAGGAGCCAAGAUCAUCACACAUGCUGUGGGCAGUGCUGGAGUCACAGGGACAGGAGGCUGCACCACCUCUGUUGCUUGCACUACUGCCACUACCAUCAUCACCACAGCCACCUCCUCAGGCAUCAGUCCAGGCUCCAGCACUACAGGACGCCUGGUUGGACGUGCCCCCAUCCUGCCACCAAGCUCCACCCAGGGAAGUGGUGCACCAUUGUAUGUGGUUACCACCAACUCAGGCACCAUCACUGUUGUCACUCGCACUGUUGCUGCUGGUCAGGGAACAGGGCCACGAGUUGUAACAGUGAAUACUAUCAAUGCUCCCAAGUCUUCUGUCAGCAGUGUGAGAACCCCAACUCCUGCCACAGUAGUGUCUGUUGGCCCCAAGACCAUUCAGACAGUGCGUGUCACACCCCAGGGUCAGGGUCCCUCAGGACUACGACCAGUGCUCGGUGCUACCAAGUCCAAUGUGAUUGUGGUACACAAGGGUGGCCCUUCAUCCGGGACAAGACCCAUGAGCAUCCAGGGAAUCAGGGUAAUCAAGGAUGUACCAACCAAAAUUACAAUUGGAAAGACAUUCACUGGAGGUACAGCUGCUCCAGUGCUACAGAAGCCUCCCGCUGUGCCCCGUGGACCCAUCACCACCCCAGUCCUCACCACAGCCAGCACACCAACCACUCAGAGCAAUGUCAUUGUGGUGGAUCUGAGUCCAGAGACCUCCAAUGUGAACAACACUGGAGCUCUGGCUGAUAUUUUGCAAGUCACAGGCGAGGCACCAUCAACAAGCAGCAGCGGCAGCAGCAACAGCAGCAGCAGCAGCAGCAACAGCAGCAGCAGCAAUACAAGUGACCUCACCACAACCACUAGCUCCACAUCCUCCAUCCCUGACACCAUCACAAGCCCAGUUACUUCCACCUCCAUCACCACCCCAACCAUCAUCACCACCACCACCACCACCACCACUGCAGCAGCUGCCACCUCCAGCACCUCCAACACCAUUACCACAGUCAGCACCACCACCACCACUGCUGCCACCACCACUACUAGCUCUCUCAUUGCCCCUGCCACUACUGCCACCACUGCCCCCGUGAGUGCCAUCCCAGUAGUCAGCAGCAGUGAUGGAGGGACAGGCUUGAGUAGCAGUGGUGGAGGGAGUGCAGGAGGUGGAAGUGGAGGAGGAGGAGGAGGAGGAGGAGGAGGAGGAGGAGGAGGAGGAGGAGGAGCAGCAGCAGCAGCAGCAGCAGCAGCAGCAGCAGCAGCAGGAGGGACAGGAGGAGGAGGAGCAGCAGGAGGAGGAGGAGGAGCAGGAGGAGGAGGAGAAGGGGAAGGAGAAUGGCUUAAUCUGGGACUAGAAGGAGAAGACUCACCUGGCCACAGUCUACCUGAAGGACAGAUGCAAAUGUUAGAGGAAGCUGUAGAAAUUUUAGGACGAGGAGACAAAGAAUCUGCAAGAAAUCUUCUUCGUCAAGCUGGGAUUGAAUUGUUGGAUUCCCCUGUAGAACUUGGUGAACAUGGAGCGGAGGGGACAUCCAUGGCAAGUCUCAUGGCUGGACUAGUGAGUCAGCUCCCAGGAGCACACCUAGAUGAGGGCCCUCUGGCACCAGUUGGGGAGCUGGACCCAGUCACUGGACUCUUCUAUAAUCCUUCCAGCAGUGAAAGUUUGUCUGACAGCAACAGCAAUUCAGCAUCUGAUGAACUUGAGGUGCCAGAGGAAAGAGAAUCUGCUGACUAACUCACACAUGCAGGGUUUUAAUACUCACUCUCCCCUGAUAGUGGAGAUGGAUCUUUUGAUGUUUAUUGUAGUCUUAUAAAGCAGAGUUUUUAGAUAUAUUUUGUUCUUAAUGACACAUGGUAGAUAUAGGUCUAGCUUAUAUUACUGACACAUAUGACUUAAUGUUUAUUUUUAAAACUAAACAAACUACAUGAAAUUGAUUACAUUGAACAUAUUAUUAUCUCUUUUUAAAAUAGUACAUACUAAUAAAUUAUCUUUUAAUAAUAGUACAUAUGUUAAAGUAUUGAUAGGAUUGACAUAACAUAAAAGACUGUAAAGUUAAUAUUAUGUAGUUUUAUUUGAAUAAAUGGCAUAUAUUUA